This is a messenger RNA of Rubroshorea leprosula, 1273 nucleotides long. Lineage: Eukaryota; Viridiplantae; Streptophyta; Magnoliopsida; Malvales; Dipterocarpaceae. The record is from the annotation of a GenBank genome assembly.
UCGCCUAGUGAACCGAACUAAUCUGCUUUCCCUGAGCCUGACGCCUGAAGCUUUUGAACCUUAGACUUCAACCACAGGCACUGGCUCACUACCUCGAACUAGCUCACAGGCUUAACUUUCCCUGCUACGUACGAGACAGGAGACGAGACUGGGCCGACUGCUUUACCUAAGGCUCAAGGGAAGUGGGAAGAGGGUGUUUAGUAGUGAGGUAAGGCCAUAGCUAAUCUUUUGGUCUUAUACCGUAUCUACGAAUCAAAGACGAUUCUCAGCAUCAAUGCACUAACUCCUAGAAGCUCCAUUCAUGCCCACCUGGAUGUGAAAGCGAUAGACAUUCAAUCAAUGCUUUCGGGAAGCCUGGCUCUCCUUAUAGUUGUCUGGUGGCUGGGAGCUUUAGAAGACCACUAGGUUAUCGAAUAACUGAUUGGCAGAAUAUGACUCUUCCCAACUAAAGUCAAGCGAAGCAUAAUGAGGAAGAAGGGGAAUCACUACUUUCGAAAGGCUAAGUUCUUUACUUCUCGGGGCUUCUCUUUUAUUCUUGCUUAUCGCCAACUUUCCAAGCGUAGUCUGUAGUAGGGAGGGCCAUUCUCGCAAGAAGUAGCAUACUCAUGUUGCCUGCUUCCUAUCCUUUCUCAUAUCGAGACUCUAAGGCAAAUACUUCUCUUAAACUUAAAAGAGAAGCUUAUGAAGUUUAAUCACUUUCUGGUAGUAGGAGGGAGAAAGAAAAGUUCUUGGUAGCUACUGAUUCCAUUGCCGGAUCAACUUUCCGGGGUUCCACUAUAAGGAUAAAGAACUGGGCUAAGGUAGCUAAGAAGGUGGGCUUUACAGCGCUUGUCGUGGGUAACCGGGAAUGAUCGAAUAGAUUGUGCAGCUUGUAAAUGAUGCUUGCUUCCCCUUCUAGUAGCAAAAAUAGGCCUUGCCUUAACCGAUAUUCCAUUCAGCAAGCAAAGAAGCUAAAAAUCAAAGGCCGUAGUAAGAAGGUAAACCGAACCAUCGAAACCAUUUUAACAAGACUGAACGCUUUCACAAGUCCUACUGCCAAGGUGGCCAAUCUCAAGUACAAGCCAAGUCAAGCCAAAAAAGGAUGAAAUAGCCGUUCCUAUUCCGAAUCCAAGACCUGUUUGUUAUGCCGAAUCUUCCCCGAACUACUUCUUUAGUUCGUCUUAUAUCCUUCGUCCCUUCUCCUGGAAAGAUCAGAUCAGGAAUACCUUUUUCUACGGUUCUGUGAUCAGAGGGCCUUCUAUUCCAUCCUGGUUAGUAAAGCAAGGUACGAAGC